AUGGCGUUUUGGGAGUACACACUGUCGGGUUUCAACGACUUUCUCGACCAGCGGCGCGUCGCCUUCACGGAGCCCCUGCCGCCCAGUCGUGUCUGCAGCGUCUGCAACCGAUUGCCUUCCAGCUCGGAACUGUUACCCUGCGGUCACGUUUUGUGCGAAGAAUGCCAAGGCCAAGUGUUCGAAAGAAUGGAGUGCCCCUUCGACGGAAGAACAUUCUCGAAAGGCGAACUUGUGCGGCUUCGCUUCGAGCUGUCCGACCUCGAGAAGCUGCGCGUCCACUGCAUCGUAGGCGGUAAGCAGUGUGCUUACUUCGCCGGCAAACUGUCCGAACUGAGAGAACACUUGCGUCAUUGCCGAGGCUUCGACGUUAAGUGCGCCAAGUGCCACCGGAGCGUCGUGUGCGAGGCGGCCGUGGAUCACUACAGGCAGUGCUACGACGGAAACGCCCCGCUCCAAUCCUCGUGUGACGCGCUAGUGCAAACGGCCGUCCAAGAUGUGCGAAGCAUUAAGGAAGAACUGGGAAGCCUGCGGCAGCAUGCGCUGGGCGAGCGCGACGGAGACGAUCUUGUAAACGGCGCGAACGGAUUAGUUGAAAGACUCGUCAUCCUCGAUCGUGCAUUAUCUGGGUUCCUGGAAAAAGCGAGUGGCGUCGACCAAGAAGGCGUUUCGGUGCAAUCAUCGAAGUCGCUGACACCAGGACCUUUCCGUGCUGCAUCAAAGCCCGGCGCGUUCAUCGCUACUUUGAAAUUCGCUAAUGUGUACGCUGCACGUGACUCACUCAAGGAGGACAAAAAGGUACACUCCAUAUCAAGUGGUGUCUGCACGCUUGGUGGUUAUACCUUUAGAUUAGAAUGCAGGUUUCAGUUAUCGAAAGAUAAAGAGGUGAAUGUGGGGUUCGCUCUGUUCCUCCAAGACGGGGAGUGGAACGACUGCCUCGAGUGGCCCUUCUCGAAAAAGGUGACGUUGAUAAUCGCACACCCCAGAGAUGAAACCAAAGACGUCAAGGUCACGUCGCACAUGAACGCUCACGAAGUUGUGAGGAAACCGCGCAGUGAUGUUCGGAAUCUGGGACAAAUAACAGAACAGAAGAACUGGAGGGACCUUGAACUCGCAGGCUUUGUUGUCAAAGGCGACCUUUACGUCAAUGUAGAAUUCAACUGA
Messenger RNA from Dermacentor andersoni, 1161 nucleotides. RefSeq lists its product as uncharacterized. The record is from RefSeq and is a predicted model, not a curated record. Lineage: Eukaryota; Metazoa; Arthropoda; Arachnida; Ixodida; Ixodidae. Gene Ontology annotation, molecular function: protein binding.